CCCAGUUUUAAGAAGGUAGGGAUUAGACCAUUGCUUUUUUUCCUCCUAGUGCUGAGAGCCAUACCUCCCCCAUCCUCCAAAACAUACAUUAAUUCUGGUCCUUCACUCAAUUUUACCCCUUUACCUAGUUUCCUAGUGCCCUCCCACCUUACCAUUAUGCUCUGAGGGGUAUGUCUCUGUGAAAUCACAGCUGCGUCACAAAGGAACAGAGAGCAGAGAAGUCUGGGGAGGGACCCUCUUCCCAUGAUUGGAAAUAAGGAAAUUGGAAUGGGCACCUGGGUCCCUGUGAGAAGAUCUAGGGCUAGGGAGGACAAGACCGCCCACAAGAGUUUGAUCUGAGUGGGGGAAAUGCUUUGAGUUCCCUAAUUUCUAUGUUCCCUCCCUCCACCUAUGGUGCUUGUAAAACAACAAAAGGGGUCAGCACCCUGGCCCCAAGCCACAAUAGGGACCAUAUCCUUUCUUAUAAGUCUGUUCCUGUGGCCACUCGUGGACCCCGGCAAUGCCUGCCUCUCACUAGAUACAGUCAACCACUGGUGGCUGCUGCUGCUAGCUCCCGUGCACCAUGAGAACCCCUGGCACCUGGCCUGCAAUGUGGUGGGACUAUGGCUGACUGGGCGUCGUUUGGAACUUUCUGUGGGCACAGGCUUAUUGCUAGUCCUGAUGACCUCUGCUGCCCUGUUCACUGGUUUCCUUCACCUUGCCCUCAACUUGGCCAUGGAGGUCACACUCCAAGAAAGUAGUUACCGAGCUGACUGUGCGCUUGGCUUCUCCGGUGUCCUGUUUGCCAUGCAGGUGAUGUCCAGUUCCGAGAACUCCCUUGUGGGAAAUCUAUUAUUGUGCCUAGCAGAAUCUUUGGUGGCCAGCUACUUCGCCCCCAAGGUCUCCUUCAGCGGACAUUUGACAGGGGUCCUGGUGGGUCUGGCCUACCGCUGGGGACCGAUGCGGGACCUCUCACAUACUGGGGCCCACCGGAAAUAAAAGCUAAGCUAAACUCUUUCCCCUCACCAACUACAAGCAACAAAUACAGCUGAACAUGCCUCAACCUCAGCCUUCACGGUUACUUUGGGCGUGGGAAAAGGGAGUCCCGGGUGGGAGAUUGCAGGGAUUGGUAGCUUGGAGCUGAGGUAGAGUCGCCUAAACGCUACAAGAUAUCGAAUAAGACGUGUAAAUAAGGGUGGGAGAGCUAGAUGGUAGCGGCGAACGCCUAUUGGUCAGUGUUUGGCUGACAAAUCCCAAGAUUGGCCCGCGGCUAAAUCCUCGAAUUAAGUCCCUGUGAACACAAUACUCCUUUCCUAGCCCCUCCACAAUCCCAAGAUUUUUUGCUCUUGUCAGUAAAGCGACUCUAAGCAAUUUGCUGCAAUGCUACCCUGUGGCACAUGCCCUGCUUUAAAUCAAUUCUCCCCCUAUCUAAGCUAAAUCCUAGUUUACCUCCUCCCAGCUACCAAGCCUUAUUGUUACUCCAGGCCGUUGGGGAUUAAGCCCCAGGAGUUUAGAACUCCGAGCCGCCGCAGCAUCCACUGUCUUAACAUCUCUCCAGCCACAAGAUCCACCCACCGCUCAGGGUCUCUAAGAAACUCGCAGGGAAGGCAGACGAGGCUAACCAGGCACCACUGCGCCACUUCCCCUCCCUCAACCCCCCUGCAAGGCUGAAGUCGAGGGCUAGGAGACAGCCAUGAACUCAGGCGAGAGCUGUCCUGAACUGGCUCCGUUUAAGCGAACUUAGUCUCACUUGGCAGAGUGUGUGUAAAUUAGAUGAACUCUGUCUUCAUCUCCACUUAACUUCCUUGGCCUCCCUUCCCCUAGCUGCCUCUAAGCCUAGAUCAAUUCUUCGAUCCCGUGCCCGGAAGACGGAGCUGGGGACAUGCCGUGCUAGGGUGGGUGAGAGGGGUUGGAGGACUUCAGCGUCCCAAGCCCUCCACCGAGUCACAGACUCGCCCUGGCCUUGUCGUCCUGACAUAUAGCCUGGAGGCCACCUGUGGAAGCAAAAGCCGCAGCUGCUCCGCUUCUUCAUACUCUGCGCACCCUCCAUGGCUAGAAUGCGCCAGACCUAGGGACGGCGAGUUUGCUGGUGCCAGUGCGCUUCUGGGCCACCGUGUAAUACUGCAACGCUACAACUCCCUCCCUCCAGCAGUCUGGGAAUGGCGGCUGGCAAUGAGAGCACGUGACAGACAGACUUGGUAUAGCGUCAUACUGAAACUGCGCACGGGCCAGCUAGGGCACAAGCACAGCUGAGGGCCUCAGAUCUGGGAGGGGAAUAAACGAGGUCUAGGGAGUCCCGGAAGGGACUCCAAGACCUGUGAAGAUUGUUGGGAAACGAUGAUGUUCCUUUUAUCUGUGGGUUCUUUUAGAUCCCUCUCUCCGGAUACUGCAGAAAUAACACCACUGGGUCCCUUUCCUGUUUGCCCAUUCUGUAUCCUCAUAGCCUUCCUUUCCUCCAGGGUGGAGUCUGGGAGAGGAUUCUGGGGUCCGAGACACUAUUGUGUUGCCAGGUGGUGUGACCCGUAAUCCUUCGACCCUAAGAAGCGGGCUGCAUACUCUCUGUACCGGAGCUCGGGGGCACUGGGAAUCAGGGAAGUCCUAGGACUUCUAGAAGUCUGGGAAUACGGAAGCCAUGUCCCUCCCCUGCCGGCAGUCUGCCCAGUCGUUGGGCCUAAGCCUGUGCCUGUAGCAUACAUACCAACGCUUUGUCCUGGAACUGGACAGUUCGGUUCCCAAGGACCCCAGGGAGGUGUAGUAUCCAUAAGAUUGUGCCGGACACUCUAAAGUGACCUAGUAGGACCGGGUUAGGCAAUGAGCAGUGCCUUGCAGGGACCUUCCCCGGGGACCCCCCAAUAGCCCAGCAUCAGAGAGCCCCUAAGUCUCAACUGUUAGCCAAGAUUACAUCCAGAUGAGUCCCUCUCUCCCCUCAGGUUCUGAGGUUUGGUUUAAGAGGAAAGUCACCCUGGAAGCAAUGUCCUCUGGACAGAUACCGCUAGAGCCAAGUGGUAGUGGUUGAGAGGAGACACUAGGAUGGAGGCUGCAGGCAACUUUGUGCACAAGAGGCAUCAAGGCCAAGGGGUACAUUACUGUGAUGGAAUCGCACUAGAAAGGUACAUGGCUUCCUUUGUAUCCUGUAAUGGAGAGUGCGGUGAGACUCAGGUUGCCAUGAGUGAGUACAUGAUCAUCGAAGUAAAAUAAAGCCCUUCCCAGAAUCACCUCGGACCUCCAGCUCCCUUGCCCCACUCCUCAGUGCCAGCACAGUGAAAAAAAGCUUUUUCCUGGCAUUCCACAGGGCUGUCAAACUGACAAACUCCUGGGCUCCCAGAAUGGAAUACAUAGGCAUUUAAAGUUCAGACUACAUAGCCAUGAAAACUAGAACAGAAAAGGGGUAACCUCAACUAGAUCGACAUGGAUCUAAAGCAGGUCUAAAUAAUCAGACCUAGAUUCAUCCUCAGAUUCCUAUGAGACAAAGAAUCAAAUUCAGAAGGUCCAGCGAAAACUCUGUAGACCAGAGCGUUCUUGUCAACCUUUCACUCCUUUAUAGUCUUGAGUAAUUAUAGUCAGCUGUUUUCUUCCAGGCAAUUUGGUUG
Molecule: messenger RNA, 3569 nt
Organism: Sarcophilus harrisii (Tasmanian devil)
Lineage: Eukaryota; Metazoa; Chordata; Mammalia; Dasyuromorphia; Dasyuridae
Product: rhomboid-related protein 4-like
Exons: 3
Coding region: 391-978 (195 amino acids)
Cellular component (GO): membrane
Molecular function (GO): serine-type endopeptidase activity
Source: RefSeq, a predicted model, not a curated record